This is a messenger RNA of Cryptococcus amylolentus CBS 6039, 1924 nucleotides long. RefSeq lists its product as hypothetical. The record is from RefSeq and is a predicted model, not a curated record. Gene Ontology annotation, molecular function: alpha-1,6-mannosyltransferase activity; GPI mannosyltransferase activity. Gene Ontology annotation, cellular component: mannosyltransferase complex; endoplasmic reticulum membrane. Lineage: Eukaryota; Fungi; Basidiomycota; Tremellomycetes; Tremellales; Cryptococcaceae. Bases 34 to 1323 code for a protein of 429 amino acids. Gene Ontology annotation, biological process: GPI anchor biosynthetic process. The transcript has 6 exons.
GAGGUUUCUUUACGAGUGACUCGGAGCCAUGCGAUGAGCAUCCUCAGCUACUUUACGGCUCGCUCUCCGACGGCACAGGUGUUCCUCGUCGCCCUCGCGACCCGGAUCAUCCACCUCUCAAUCCUCCAUCUUUUCACCCGUCUCGUCCCUCUCUUCGACUCUUCCCCAGAACUCCUGCAACACUCGCCAUUGCCAGGGCUGCGGUGGGAUGCUAUUCACUUUGCAUCUGUAGCUUCCAGCGGGUACGAAUAUGAGCAGCAGGUCGCUUUCCAGCCAGGAUGGCUUGGAGUCAUGCGAUCAGCUGGUGAAGUAAUGAGAUGGGUCAGAGGCGCGGCCGUCGUGGACAUUGGAGAUGUCGUCUUGGGCGGCACCAUCGUCGCCAAUGCCUCAAUUAUUGGAGCUACUGUGGUGCUGUACAAACUCUCAACGCACAUCUUCGACCCUACUUAUGCCUUCAUCACCUGCCUCCUGUAUCUCUUGCCUCCCACAGCGAUAUUAGGAUCACCAUACACCGAGCCGCUAUAUGCGCUGCUAACAUUCACCGGUAUAUAUAUGCUGGCUAUCAAAGAGCAAAUGUUCAUCAGCGCACUGUUCUUUGCGGGAGCUUCGAGCAUCCGAAGCACUGGUGUCUUCAAUGCUCUCUUCAUCUUUGCAUACUAUGUGUGCGGAUCUGUAGCCCUUGAUGACCCCAGUGACUUGCGUCUUUUGAAGGGCAUUGCCCUUAGGACAGCCAAGACUAUGCCGUCAAAUUUGCUCGUCAUUGCGCCCUUCGUGGCGUUCCAAUGGUAUACUAGUGUAGGGUUCUGUACAUCAGAAGCUAUGUCUGCCGACACCGCCCGUCCCUGGUGCCACCACGAUCCUCCUUCUUCCUAUAGCUUCGUCCAGUCUCUCUACUGGAACGUCGGGCCAUUCAAAUACUGGACUCUCGCCCAGCUCCCCAACAUCGCUCUCGCGCUCCCCAUCCUCUACUCGUCAUUCCUCGGCACAUCCACCUUCCUCCGUUCCUUCUUCCGUUCCACCAUCUUCCCUAACCCGGGUAGAACCCUACCCAAACCCGCCCGGCCUCUGCCAGAACUCUACCUGGUUCAUAUCCUUACUAUGGCCCUCUUGCUAUUUGCUAGCCAUACGCAGAUAGCGUUGAGAGUGUGUCUAGGUGACCCGGUGGUUUGGUGGAAUGUAGUAGGUCUCGCUUUUGAAUGGGACAAGAGAGAGAAGGGUGGGCGGCUGGAGAUGACGCAGUUGGGGAGAUAUUGGGUGGGGUGGACGGUAGUAUGGGGGUCUGCUGCUAUGGUGCUAUGGGCAGGGCAUUAUCCACCAGCAUGAUAUGUAUAGACUUCAUAGAAAAUGCAUACUGUUGCCCGAGUGUACAAUGGCUCUACGGUAAUGACUGACUAAAGAUAGAAACAACAUCAACAAGAAGAUGGUUAAAAGAGUGUAAUUAUAGGACACAAUCCUGUGGAACUAACUAUCUACUUCUGCAUCUAACGUCUCCUCUUUAGAGUCGCGUUCAUCGUCUCCUCCUCCUCCAUCAGCCUGGCUACUUCUCUCUGCCAGUACAGCACCCCAUCCGUGGCUUUCCUCCUCCUCUCACGCCUCUCCUCCUCCUCUCUCCCACCCGCACCUAUGACAACAUUCGCAAUCUUCCCCGGUGCGAGCCCUCCCAAACCAGUCACACUCAUCGCCUUUCUCGCCCUGGUCAUCCUUGACUGCUUCUUCGACUUGCCAUCCAUGUCAAAGUACGACUUUGGCUCGGCGUCCUCCCCCGUCGGUGGCGGGGAGAGGGACAAACGGACAGGUUCGGGCGAUGGGACGGCCGCUGCACGGCGUACUUGAUCUCGGGCGUUCUCUAGGCUGGCUCUCGCAUAGGGGAGUGUACCGGGUGUGAGGCCGAGGAUCUUUUCAGCCUUGUCGGCGAGUUUGAAAA